GCACUCUACGGUACGUUAAGCAGUAAUCAGGACCCAACAAGCGGUGGUCGUUGAUUUAAUACUGUAACCAAUAUAGAACGUAAGUAGAACGAACGUUCUAUUAUUAUCAUAUGACGUUGUCCAUUGAAUCCAUUUACAAAUCUGUUUUGUCCUGUAGUACUCCCGGGAGACGCAUGACUUCCAAGUAAAUAAUAAGGCAAAAAUAAAGGCUAAACAGGGGGUGAAUAAAGCACUGACAUUCCAGGAAGACUUACUUUCCUCUCGUCACCGGAAAAACAUGAUAAAUGUCUCCUUUUCUUAAUCAUCCCCAAACGCGAAGCAAAAACGUCAGUGGCAAUUAUCCAUCGUCGAUUAAAUGUUUUAGUAUCGCUUGUAUUCACAGGUAAAAAGGACUCUCCGUAUUUACUCAAGUCAGAUUUUUAAGUUACAGUAACAGAAGUCUCAGCCUUUUGUGUUCAAUGUCGACAACUCUUAAUGCUUUAAAAAUAUUUAUACUAGAAGUCGAUUUCAUUUGUUUUUCCGCUCUUUAAGAAAUUUUUCGUGUUUCUCUUCUUAUGAGCCUAUCUAACAAUUUUUAUGGCACAAGUAAGACAUCGUUGUGCUAGACCCACAUGUUUUUUUCCUGUCGAUGAUGGAAUGGAAUGUUGCAACUGCAACAAGUGGUAUCACAUCAUGUGCACCGGACUCACACUGGCUACAUAUUAAAAGUAUUACAUGGCACUUUUACGUUGUUUGCGCAAAGCAUGCUGCUCUUCAAAGUUUUUGGUGAUUCAUCAGGUGAUGGAACUACUGAACAUAGCUAGAAAGAUUCACUCAGAUAAACAGCCAGCAGCAGAUGGGCAGUAUUCAUUUUUCGAGAAAGCAGUGAGCUUUACUAUCAGUCCAACUUGAGAUCUGAGUGAAACCACCAAGGUGGACCCAAUGAUGUAGCUAGUAACACACAGAUGAAGGGAUGGUUACAAGAAAAAAAGCAUGAAUUUAAUAAACAAAUUAUAAGGAGUCGACGGUUUCAGCCCCGAAUUCACAUAUCAACACAAAACAGACUGUAGACGAGCAUAGCCUGAGUUGGGCAGAUGAUUUGAUCGAGAGACAUUAAGGUCAGUGGUUGACUUACAGCCACACCCAGAAAAGGAAAAGUAAGAAAACAGUGAGACCUUCGCGUUUAAUGCAAAAUCGUACUGCAGGGAUAAGAUUUCAGGAAGCAAAACUUCAUAGCACGGUAAGACGAACCUCGCUGACAGGUCAGUCAUUUUUCAUAAGUUAAGGGAUUUUCGCGAAGAACUAAAGACCAGAUCUGAACACGACCUCAGCCACAUUAAAUCCUUAAUAAGCAAGUUACUCCUAGAAACAGUAGCAGGAGUUAGCAUUUAUAAGCUUUAUAGAAUAGGACAAAAAGUGGGUUCUGAACAUACUCAGAAAAGCCACCUCUUAAGGGUAACUUCGCUUUCGCUGACGGAAAAAAACAUAAUACUGGGAAAUUCACACACAAACUGGGUUCUGAAUAUACGUCCAUGAAGAUCUCGUCCUGGAUUUUGUUUGUGCAUUUCGAGAUUAGAUUCUAUCAUCAAAACAUUCGCUUAUUAGCCCUUAAGUGUCGUCUUGUCCCGGAAAUAUUACCGACAGAUAUCCACGUAAUUUGCUGAUAGAUAACGUGUCGACGACAGAAGCGUGUAAUAAGCUGAAGCAAGCAAUUAUUCAACAGACCACAACGUUUGGCGAGAAGCGAUUGUUGAAACUGACAACAAAAUGGAAGCUCGGUAAUAGAUCACGACUACAGCUACUAAGGCAAACGAAACAUUUGAUUGUACCAUUUAGUAUAGAUCACGCUUUUUUACGAGAGAUAUAAAUACAAAGGUUCCCCACCUCAGCUCGACAGAUACUGUGAGCUUCCAGUCAACCCUUAGAUCUCGAGAAUUGUUCUUGCAUAAUGGGCAGGAUUUUAGAUGUAACACUCGGUAGUACGUCAUGAGUUCAAGUGGUUUCUGUUAUGUCAAGUUGCGCAUCAGGACCAACAAUAUUGUCGUUCGCCGCAUAGCUAGCAGAUCUACGUAUCCGGUAUUCAACAACCUCCCGCAAAGGUGAUAUAGGAGUCAGCGUUCCGGAACGCCGAAAGAUAGACAAUGUAGUAAAAAGCUACUAAUUGUUUUACCAAAUGCAAACUUUUAAAGUCUUUGUUCACGAUGGGAAACGUGGUGACCGGCCAGUAACAGCAACGGUUGUUACCGCUAAGUCUUCUAGUGUUGGACAAAACUUCAUGUUCAAAGUUCUUUGUGGAAAGGGGUUUAUAAGUUAGUAUAGUCCCAGUCACUUUAACACGUCGACCAAUGAGCAAACGCCGCAAGUAUUUUUUUAAAAAAACAUGUAGGAAACAAUUACUUGUCCUAGACCUCAAUAUUAGAAGCUUUUUCAAUUGGGUACUUAUCGUGGCUAAAGUUCGAUAUACUAUUUUGAGCUCAGACUUUCUGAAUGGUUGCCGUUUUUAGCGACAGGAUGGCUUCAUUGUUGAGGAUCCUCGCUAUUUUUUGUAACCUUAAUUUUGAUACACUAGUUCCCUUCAGAACAGGGCUUCAUCUAACUCGGGGUUGUUAUUUCUUAUUUUGCUAGACUUCAACUUAUCGCCUCUUAUUUCACCACUUUUCAUUUGAUCUUCCUAACAGACUAGUAAAUCAAGGAAGUUAAUCAACAAAGAGCUCCACUAUGUCAUCAUGACAGGUGACCUUUGUUUGAUGUCGUUGCAGCACACUAUCAGACAGUUAAUAUUAUGGUAUAGCUACUGGGGCCGGUGCGUAUUUGUGCCGGGCUCUUCGUUGAUGAUGACUGACUGAUCUCUGCCUGAUCUGACAUCACAUAUCGUUGUCGUUUGGAAGAAUCCAGUUGCUUCUGUCCUUGUAUUCUACACUUAGCAAGGUAGUGACCAGGCUGUAGCCUAAAAACUUAUGCAAGUAUAGUGUAGCCUAACAGUAAACAAGGAACAAACACCCGAAUUUCUUAAUACAUACGCACAAUAAGAAGAGGACCACUUAUCUUCUGUUACUGAGUAUUUGUCUUCUCAAAAAAUAAUGUACAACUCUUUUGAUCGAUAAUACGUAAUACACCUUGUAAAAACUUAAGUGUCAAGAUUUCCGAAUUCUUUUAGAACAAAGCUAGGGGUGGCCCAAUAAAGACACGGCAUACGUCCAUAGAGUCAUUCACAAUUUGACAGUCAUAUUAAUAGUUGUCGACUACCUGAUCGGGUCCGCGUAAUUAUCGUGACCAAUGAUUAAAGACUUUAAAUGACACAGCUUAAAAUCGUUUGGAAUGGCGCAGGUGCAUCCACUUUUGUCUUUACCCCAGAUUCUAAGCUCUCGAACUUUUCAUAACUUUAUGUAUGUUUCUGUUUCACUAAUUUAAAUUUUCUCCAAUUGUAUCUUUGGUACCUAAUCUUUUCUAUUGUUUCUGGUACUUUUACUACCUCUACAAUUCUGGAAUUUGGCCUGACAAUUUCAUCUCUCUGUGCUAAUGGAGUAUGGCAACUUGAACCGAUGUACAUAUGUACUAGGUUCUACAUUGCGAAUGAUCGAAACUAACUACGGGGAAUAAAACAUAAAAGUUUUAAGUUGUUCAGUGUUGCCUCUAUCAUUUCCUUUACGUCUUAUAUGAUUCUAUUUUAUUAUUUUAUUUGAACACAAAUAUUGGUACAAGAGGGCACCAUAUAUAUAUGCGACGCACAUUUAUAUGAUUACAUCUAAAUGAAGUACACUCUCGAGAAUUGAGCCUAGGAUUACCAAGUACGUAUCUAAUAUGUCAUCCCGUGAACUAUUAUUAUUGUUUCAGUUAUUUUAUGCACCAUUUUAUCUAAAAGGAACUAAUGUAAACUUGUUAUACUCUUCUAAAGUUAAUUUUAGAGUACUUAUUAUAUUAAAUGAUGGGUCGUUCUCACUCUCGCUACAGCUCUUCAAGUUCACCAAAUGAAAAGCGUAAAACAUAUCACACAAAACCCCACAGUCGUUCACAUCGUAAGAAAGUCAAAAGAAAAUCAAUCAAUCGGAAUGCAUCGAAUAGCCGUCAAAAAGAUAAAAUACUCAAUCUUACUCAAAAAGUGUGCAAUAUGGUUGAUGCUGAUAAGAAGCGUAAUCGUUCUGAAAAGCAUAAGAAUAAAUUGACAUCUUGUGGAUGUCCAUAUAAUUGUGAAGACGAGAUCCUGACAUUACGUAACAGCAUUGAGAACCUUCGUUCCGGUUUAAGUCUUUGUCACAAAGAAAGGCCAAUUUUUCAGCUCGAUCAUUUUGUUGACGAUCAUUAUCAGCUUCUUUCUGAAGCUUGGAUUUCUAUCGGUCCAUCUAAGCUCAAAGAUCUAGUGUCUGCUAAUUUACUGUCAAUAUGUGCUCGACGAGAACGUAGGGAUAUGAAACAUUCAUCUGGUAAGAACCCCAAGGUUUCAUGUGUUGUCCAACCCUAUGUAUCUUUUGACGGAAGUGACUACCAACUUGGGAUUUCGGAGUUGUGGCAUAGAUGUAUUCAGGAGCUGAAUGAUUUGUCAAUCGACCAAAUAAAAGCCAUUCUAAGUGGAACAAUGAACCUUGAUCCGGUUGAAUUAGUUCGUCAUCCUAGUAACAAAAGUGAGAUUGUCAGCUCCGAAAAAGAUAACUGCUCUCAUUCCCCUAAACUAAAUCCAGUAUGUGAAAAGAAUUCUGAAAUGCAAGUUCACGAUGCUGAUUCAACUACUGCCUUGUGUUCAGUACUUGAAAAUCAAUUUGAUGUUCAAAAAGCUAAUGAUCAUAGGAUUAUUGAUGAUAAACUUUACCCGAAUUCGGAAUCAUUUACGAAAUCCUGGUCUUCUACAAGUCCAAAAGAUUGUAGAAUUGAGGAAAAACAUUCAACUGGAGAAACUGACUGUAUUUCAGAUUCAAAGGAUUUAGUAGAUUUAGUUCAUCAAGAGAUUACAGAACUUGAAAUGCGAGCACGAGCUAUUCGUGCAAUGCUUAAAACUAAAUCGGAUCAACUCAAAUCAUAA
Molecule: messenger RNA, 4993 nt
Organism: Schistosoma intercalatum
Lineage: Eukaryota; Metazoa; Platyhelminthes; Trematoda; Strigeidida; Schistosomatidae
Source: the annotation of a GenBank genome assembly